Messenger RNA from Didymodactylos carnosus, 570 nucleotides. The record is from the annotation of a GenBank genome assembly. NCBI's taxonomy places the organism in Eukaryota, Metazoa, Rotifera, Eurotatoria, Philodinida, Philodinidae.
AUGUCGGAUGUAGAUGAUGAUUUUGAGAUUUUAACAGUUGAAUCGCCGCAACCAUUUGAAAUAAUCGAUGUAACUGAUCUAAAUACAGAUGAUAAACAACCACAUUUAUUGGUAAAAAGCGAUAUAAAGCAGUCAACGCAUACUGUUUCUUCACCUGUUACAACUACUCAAGUAAAUGCAGCUACCACAAAAAAUAAAAAGUUAAUCAAUAGCGAUAAACUUGUAAAUAAUAUCGAACAAAAAACGCCUGCAACUCCGAUUCAGAAAUCAACGAAUAAAACUGUUGUUCAAAAUGAAAAGAUACCAACUUACAACUCACAGCUAAAACAACAACAAAAUACAACAAAUGAACAAUUAGAAUUAUUGAAGAAGAAAGAUCAACUUCCAUCGUCUGCUUAUCUGCCAAAACGUUAUGGGACUGCAGCCGAUAUUCCUCACGGUCUCAAUGAUGGUUUUGACUUAAACACAAUAAUUGAUAAAUCAAAAACUCAAACAUCAAAUUAUUUAUCAGCCACUAAUAAUAAUAAUGAUAAUAUUUUAGAUUUGAUAAAGAAGAAAAACAUCAAAUAA